CAAAAGCAAAGUGUGUUUGCUUCCUGUGAGCCGUUGUUCUUUCUCGGUUUCUUUUCUAGUUUUUUAAGAGCGAGUGGCCUUGGCGGCGACGGUUUGCGUUAAGCGCCGCGGAGGUGAGGGAGGCUCGCCUCCCGCGCUCUGGUAGCUCUGCGACCUCCCUGCUUUACAGACUGGACUUGACUGCUAAAGGGCCUUGAGUACCUGAGAGUCUCCAUUGGAAUCUGCUUGGGAAGCAAGAACAGACUAUUCCAUCAUGGAUGGAGGGGAUGAUGGUAACCUUGUCAUCAAAAAGAGGUUUGUGUCUGAGGCAGAACUAGAUGAGCGGCGUAAAAAGAGGCAAGAAGAAUGGGAGAGAGUUCGAAAACCAGAAGAUCCAGAAGAAUGUCCAGAGGAGGCGUAUGACCCUAGGUCUCUGUAUGAACGGCUGCAGGAACAGAAAGACAGGAAGCAGCAGGAAUAUGAGGAGCAGUUCAAAUUCAAAAACAUGGUAAGAGGGUUAGAUGAAGAUGAGACCAACUUCCUUGAUGAGGUUUCUCGACAGCAGGAGCUGAUAGAGAAGCAGCGACGAGAAGAAGAACUGGAGGAACUGAAGGAGUACAGAAGUAAUCUCAACAAGGUUGGAAUUUCUACAGAAAAUAAGGAAGUGGAGAAGAAGAUGACUGUGAAACCCAUAGAAACCAAGAACAAGUUCUCGCAGGCAAAGCUGUUGGCAGGAGCUGUGAAGCAUAAGAGCUCAGAGAGUGGCAAUAGUGUGAAAAGACUGAAACCAGAUCCUGACCCAGAGGACAAGGCUCAAGAGGCCCCAUCCUGCAUGUCUCUUGGAAGCUCUUCUCUGAGUGGACCUCCCUCCAUCCACUGCCCGUCUGCUGCUGUAUGCAUCGGCAUCCUUCCCGGCUUGGGUGCCUACUCUGGGAGCAGUGACUCCGAAUCCAGUUCAGACAGCGAAGGCACUAUCAAUGCUACGGGGAAGAUUGUCUCCUCCAUCUUCCGAACCAACACCUUCCUUGAGGCACCCUAGCUCCUGACAUUACCACAGGGAGCAUCUCCUCAGAGGGUUAGAUGCCAGUUCUGCCUUGGCGUCACCUCCCUCAAAAAACUUACUUACCUGCUUCCUGUGCACAUGUGACAUUUUAACUUAACUCAGAAAUGUGUCACGGUCCACUUGUGGCUCAAACUCAGCUUGAUUUCUCUAUACUGCAGUGCAGAUGACCAAACCUAUCCUGUUGAUAUGAGGAGUCAGGGUUCAGGCUAAUCUCAGAAAUGUCACUGACAGGGCAAGGACAGGCACCAGAUGGCUUGCAAGGGUUCGG
Messenger RNA from Grammomys surdaster, 1310 nucleotides. RefSeq names its product PSME3-interacting protein. The transcript has 2 exons. The record is from RefSeq and is a predicted model, not a curated record. Gene Ontology annotation, cellular component: nucleus. The coding region runs from base 254 to 1018 and encodes 254 amino acids. NCBI's taxonomy places the organism in Eukaryota, Metazoa, Chordata, Mammalia, Rodentia, Muridae.